Molecule: messenger RNA, 3100 nt
Organism: Peromyscus eremicus (cactus mouse)
Lineage: Eukaryota; Metazoa; Chordata; Mammalia; Rodentia; Cricetidae
Product: cytochrome P450 4V2
Exons: 11
Coding region: 584-2158 (524 amino acids)
Molecular function (GO): heme binding; oxidoreductase activity, acting on paired donors, with incorporation or reduction of molecular oxygen; monooxygenase activity
Source: RefSeq, a predicted model, not a curated record
CCCUCCACAUCUGGCGGGGAGCGCUGUUGCAAAAUCCUCAACAGCCCACUUUAGCCGGCCUCAGGGCGUCCAGAGCCGGUGAUGUGAAUUUCUAGUUUCUUCUCCAUCGACCAACUGAGAAACUGUCCUAAAUUCGACCUCCCCUGUCAUCUUUCCACACUGGGAGUUUCAAGUGCGUUCUGAACUUCAGACUCAGAAGCUGUUCCGGGUCUUUCUUUUGCUUUCGCCAGCACCCAAGAGGCCGGCGUAGAUUACGUAGGCUCCAGCGGCGCAUCGUUAACAAUCCAAAAGCGCUUCGUUUUUAGCUUCAGAAACUUUGUCCCCAGGGUCUGGCGGCGGUGGCGGUGGCUGCAGAGCUCCUCGGGUCCAGAGCAGGAAGACCCGAGCGGACCGGACGUGUCCUGGGUGCUCUCGCGGAGCUCAGAGCUCCUGCAUCCCGGAGUUCCUGCAUCCCGGAGUUCCUGAACUGGUCCCCUGACCCUGUCGCUUGAACUUGGAGCAAGACCUCCGUCACUCCGCCGCACCUCCCAGCCGCAGAUCGCCACCCGCCCGCUGCCAGCAGGAAGAGAAGAGUAUCAGAGAGAUGGUGUGGCUCUGGCUGGGGCUCAUCGGGCAGAAACUGUUGCUCUGGGGCGCGGCGAGCGCGGUCUCGGUGGCCGGCGCCACUCUCCUGCUCAACAUCCUGCAGAUGGUGGCGAGCUACGCGCGGAAAUGGCAGCAGAUGCGGCCUAUCCCAUCGGUGGUCCGCGCCUACCCCUUGGUGGGACACGCGCUGUCGAUGAAACCCAACAGCACAGACUUUUUCCAGCAGUUAAUUGAGUACACAGAAGAAUUUCGACCCCUACCAAUCAUUAAACUUUGGAUUGGACCAGUGCCCCUGGUAGCCCUUUAUAAGGCAGAGAACGUGGAGGUAAUUUUGACCAGUUCGAAGCAAAUUGAUAAAUCAUAUAUGUACAAAUUCUUACAGCCAUGGCUGGGACUAGGACUUCUCACAAGUACUGGAAACAAGUGGCGCUCCAGGAGGAAAAUGUUAACGCCCACGUUCCAUUUUACAAUUCUGGAGGAUUUCUUAGAUGUCAUGAACGAACAAGCCAAUAUAUUGGUUGAUAAGCUUGAAAACCAUGUCAACCAAGGAGCCUUUAACUGCUUUUUUCACAUCACUCUUUGUGCUUUGGAUAUAAUCUGUGAAACAGCCAUGGGGAAGAACAUUGGAGCGCAAAGUAACGAUGAUUCUGAGUAUGUCCAUACAGUGUAUAGGAUGAGUGAGAUGAUAUAUCGUAGAAUCAAGAUGCCCUGGUUUUGGUUUGACCUUUGGUACCUUAUGUUUAAAGAAGGACGGGAACACAGAAGGGGACUUAAGAUCCUACAUACUUUCACCAACAAUGUCAUCGCUGAACGGAUCAAUGACAUGAAGGCGGAGGAAGACUAUAGGAGUGCUGGCAGGGUUUCUGAGCCCCCCAAGAGUAAGCGCAAGGCCUUUCUUGACUUGCUUUUGAGUGUGACUGAUGAGGAUGGCAACAGGUUAAGCCACGAAGACAUCCGCGAGGAAGUCGACACCUUCAUGUUUGAGGGUCAUGAUACAACAGCAGCUGCAAUAAACUGGUCCUUAUACCUAUUGGGAUCUUACCCAGAAGUCCAGAGAAAAGUGGACAAGGAACUGGAUGAUGUGUUUGGACAGUCUCUGCGCCCCGUCACCUUGGAAGACCUGAAGAAGCUUAAAUAUCUGGACUGUGUCAUUAAGGAGACUCUCCGAAUUUUCCCCUCUGUCCCUUUAUUUGCCCGGAGUCUUAAUGAAGACUGUGAAGUCGCUGGUUACAAAAUUGCAAAAGGCACGGAAGCGGUCAUCAUUCCUUAUGCAUUGCACCGGGACCCCAAACACUUCCCAGAUCCUGAGGAGUUCCGGCCAGAGCGGUUCUUCCCGGAGAAUUCCCAAGGACGCCAUCCCUAUGCCUACGUGCCCUUUUCCGCGGGACCUAGAAACUGUAUCGGUCAAAAGUUUGCUGUGAUGGAGGAAAAGACGGUUCUUGCCUGUAUCCUGAGGCGGUUCUGGGUAGAAUCUAACCAGAAGAGAGAAGAACUUGGCCUGUCUGGAGAUUUGAUUCUUAGGCCAAAUAAUGGCAUCUGGAUCAAGCUGAAGAGGAGACAUGAAGAACUCUAACUUUGUCCUUGAACUAUGACCUUAUUAUGAUGAAGAUCAUUCCAUCAGAAACAUGGUAUUUGCAAUUUUUAGAUUGUGAAUCAAAAACUCUGAAUCCUUGGACAUAAUGUUUUUUUCUUGUCCCCACUGAUUUUGGGAUCCAGUCCAUCUCAGAGAGUUUUUGUGUGUUUAUCACCAACAUAGAUGCCAUGCCACACCAGCUCCUGGUCUCAAAGGUACUGUUAGCUGAGUUGGCACCAGAAAUAAACAUAUAAUAAAAAUUAUAACAGAAGGAACCAUCAGCCUGUUCAAUUUCAUUUGUUAAAGUCAAAAGACAUCAUUUCAAUGAGAUUUCAGAAUUAAGAAAAUAUUCUUGUUGACUUUGAAAUUCAUAUGGUAUCAUUGAAAAUGGUAGGCAAUCAAGCUCUUCAGCAUCAUGGGCUUAAGAUUUUAAAGCCAGUGUCAAUAGUUCCGAGAUAAGCAGUUGUCAGCUCUCUUUCAGAUUUUACCCUGAAAAGCAUGCCGGACUCAAGUGCCAGGCACCUUGGUGACUGUACGCAAGGGUCUUCUUUCUAUUUUUGGUGGAGUCACAAUCACCUUGUACGUCAUGUCAUUGGAAAAGAUUCCUCUCGGCAACUUCCAACCUCUCACUUUCUCUUACAAUAUACUUCGGCUUUAUGGAACUCAGGACCAUGAUUAAAUGGAUUAGAACUCAGGAUAUCUGCCUUCAGUGUCUUUUUUUGUAAUUCCUCUACUUUUAGAGGAAGAAAAAAAAACUGUUCUUUCAUAUUUAGUUACGCUGUAAUAACACUUGGUUCAGGAUUAGACAUCUAAUUAACUUAGCCCCUUGCCAAGCUGAAAAUUGAAUCACAUUCCUUGGACUUUAAUUUUUGUAUAUAAUACUACUAUUUCUCACACAAUGACUUUUAGAAACUUCUUUUUAAUAAAUAAUUCUUAACAGGA